This is a messenger RNA of Histoplasma mississippiense, 1095 nucleotides long. RefSeq lists its product with no specific name. Gene Ontology annotation, cellular component: plasma membrane; cellular bud neck. The record is from RefSeq and is a predicted model, not a curated record. The coding region runs from base 1 to 1095 and encodes 364 amino acids. The transcript has 4 exons. NCBI's taxonomy places the organism in Eukaryota, Fungi, Ascomycota, Eurotiomycetes, Onygenales, Ajellomycetaceae.
AUGGCAAAAGAGGGGAAGCAAGACGACGGUCGCAGUCAAGACGAAGAUCUCGGGCCCAAAUUGACAGGGCAGAAAGGCAAAAAUCAUCCGCGGUCAGGGGCACGGUGCCUGGGACCCCUUAGACGGGCGCGGUUCCAAGUCUCUCUACCUUUCGUUUUUGUUCUUAUCCAACCUUGCUUCUGGCCUUCAGUCCAUUCAUUCUUUGACAUUCCGGCGAUAGGGCGCUCACCCUCCUUCAUCCUAGCGCUAGUCUCCACUUAUUACCCAAUGCUAUCUGCCUCUAUGACGAGUCCUGCGCCUUUCCGCUUAAUACACAAAGGAAUACGCUCCCUCGACCGUGUAGCCAUCGCCAUGGCUAUCAUGGACCAAAUGGGCUUCACCCCCUUCCGCCGGGACGAAAUCCUCCAGCCUCGAGAUUUCAGAACUACAUUCUCCACGUGGGAAAAUUGCAUGGCCAAGGCCUACUGCAAAUGGCCCGUCGUCAUCGGCAUUGCCAUUGGCAGCAUCAUCCUGAUUGGUGUCAUCUGGGGUAUAAUCGCCUGCGCCUGCUGCGGCUACACCUGCUGCAAGGGAUGUUGUGCAUGCUGUAGCUGCUGCUGCCCUUCCAGAGACAAGUCGCACAACCGCACCAAGUUCGCCGAUGAGCCCUCCGCCUACAAUGCUCGAAACCGACGUCACUCUACGGGCUACCAGCGGCCCCCCUCGCCCCCCGUCUACGACUCCCACCAUUCCACUCCAGCCAAAUUCGCCCAAUUCGACACAGUUCAUCCCCGUUCGAAGUCCAACGAUGACGCCCUCCCACAAAUGCCAACCUGGGAUUCGGCCAAAACCCGCCGUGUCGAAGAAGUGUCCCCGCCGAGCGACGUGGAAAUGAACCGCCUGGACCCUGCCACGGGCCAGAACUUCAAACCCCAGAGCUUCAGCCGUCCCGUACGCUACAACAACAACACUAACAGCGGCGGUAAUAGUUACUCCGACAGAACCCCGACGUCCUCCGCCUAUUCUCCCAACCUUCGACGGCUACCGCGGCCCAGAAGCUACUACUCACCAGUCCCGCUCCCCUUCCCCCAGGAAGCCCUUUCCGGUCAUGGCUGA